Messenger RNA from Fundulus heteroclitus (mummichog), 1301 nucleotides. Its product is annotated as outer dynein arm protein 1. The record is from RefSeq and is a predicted model, not a curated record. Gene Ontology annotation, cellular component: axoneme. Gene Ontology annotation, biological process: outer dynein arm assembly; cilium movement. The transcript has 2 exons. Lineage: Eukaryota; Metazoa; Chordata; Actinopteri; Cyprinodontiformes; Fundulidae. The coding region runs from base 1 to 804 and encodes 267 amino acids.
AUGGAAGUUACCAGGGGCAUGUCAGAUGUGAAGGAAUCACAGUCUCUUGACAACCUGAAGGAGGUGUUUGAAAAGCUCCAGGUCCUGAUGGGGGAGGAUGACCUGGACCAGCUGGUCAAUAGUUUCAUCCAGGCUGAGGACCGGAACUUGGCUUUACUCAAGUUUGUCAAUGAGCAAAACAGUGAGGCCGAGAAGUUAAAGGAACAGAUCAAUAAGAUCAAAGCAGAGACGGAGACGUUUCAGCGUGAAGGUCUGCAGCGGGAGCAACAGCAUCACUCCGUGUUGAAGGACAUGGAAGAAAAAUUAAAGAAAACCAAAUCUCAAGUAGAGACUUGUGAAAACCAAGCUGGCGCUCUCAGCAAAAUCCUGGAUGGAAUCAAAACAGGGGUGAACAACAUCUUCUCUGAAAUACGCUGCGACCGCGCAGCAGUGGAGGACAAGCUGGGCUUCUCCUCAGGGAUCACGGAGAACACAAUCAUGUCCUACCUGGAUCUGGUGGAGGAGAAGACCAACGAGCUGCUCGCUGUGCAUGCUUUCCUUAAGUUUAAGGAUCAGGAGGAUGACUUCAACCCAACAGACCUGGCAAAAAGCCUUCUAGGUCAGAAUCCAGAGUUCCUCAAACGAGACCUAAUGAUGCAGCCAUCUGCCGGCAGUUUGGAGCAUAGCGCCGAAGAGUCUCCAGUCACCGAUGAGGAACGGCCCCUUUCGCAGGAGGAACUUCGCAGGAAAAUAAUGAAAAACAGAGCAGAGAGCUCAACCUCCACAAGGAGCAACACAAGCGCCAAAGAGAGAUUACAGGCUUAGCAGCAAACGGCAUAUCCAGGAGGAUGGACCGACGUUAACGGCAGCAGUCAGCGUCGUGAUUGUCGCCGCUGCUUUUAAUCAAAUACUCAUAAGCCUUUUUCCAAAAAUUACUGUGCUACCUAAAUAUCACACAAAGUAGUUAUGCCCUGACUGGCUAUCAGCAUCUGUUAGAACUGUUGUUAUUCACAAUCUGAAUCCACUUAAGCAAUCUUUACAUUCCCUGUUUCCUGGUGGGACUCUUCCGUCUGAUCUUUCAUUAAAGAUAGCAGCAAAAUUAAAAACAACUGGAGAUUUAACACCUGAUAAACUAUUCUUGCAACUUUUUUUUAAUGACCAUUUGCAAUGUUUAAAUGUGAACAUAGUAGUUUCAAAAUAUUGCAAUGGUUGUGACAUUUUUACAGCUAUUUGCUAUUCACCUGUAUCCUUCAAAUGUUUGGAAGGGUUAAUUUUUCUUUUUAUAUCCAUGGUGUUUUAAAAAAUAAAAGCAUUCUGUUUAC